Messenger RNA from Paraglomus brasilianum, 948 nucleotides. Lineage: Eukaryota; Fungi; Glomeromycota; Glomeromycetes; Paraglomerales; Paraglomeraceae. The record is from the annotation of a GenBank genome assembly.
AUGUCUCUUAGCCUCGAUUCCAACUUACCACACGAUCCUAUCCAGUUGUCGACCCAUAAGCAAAGUAUUGACAUUGGUUUAUGCACACAAGAAUUGACUAAUCAGUCAGUCGUCUCAACACCAGGGACAGUUAUUCAAGAUAAGAGAUCUUCCAACGACGGAACCUUUGAGAUAUCAAUGGAAGCAUUAACCAUAGCGAUUAGCACCAAGUGCCAUUCAAAAAGACACAGCUAUCCCAUAUCGCAAACAACUUACUCCCAAUACUCCAACAAGCAUCGGAGAAAACGUUCGCAGGAGAAAGCAUUAGACGAUGUCAAGGGAAGAAACGUUGCAGAAAGGAGGUCAUCCAUGAUAUCAUCAUCAAGCACGUCCACCAUUCAGCCACCCAUUAAACAAACCAACAAAACUCCGAUGGAAAUAUGGCAAAAAUCUUUGACAACAUCGACAACACACACCUUCUCCUCAGAUAAAUCCAAUUCGUCGCAAGCAGAACAAUCGACAAUCCUAGACCUUUAUUCUGUCCAUCUUAUCACACUAUUUCUGCUCGGUCUUUUGACUUCAUUUAUUGUCAAUCAUCUGCUUGAACAGAAUCAUGUCACCGAAUAUCCGGAGAACCUUGUCAAGUUGAAUGACACUGUUACAUUGAUACCGCCCAUACAUGGUGUUUUAGCAGUCUUGGUUGGGUGGUUGUUUCCGUUUACCGACUACUGGUAUUUGAAACAUUCACACAAGCCCCAAAGAGAAUGGAGCGAUGUUAUGAGAUGCAUUGGUGGAUUCAUCGGCGUAGCGUAUACGGCUGCGAAACUUCCAUACAAUAACUGCCAAGUAUCCAUAAUGUUCGUAUUGGCAUCGAUUGCGUUGUGGUUCGUAUUCGAUCGAACAUGUCAUGGCCUGGUUUUGUCUGCGAUGUUUUCAUCGAUAGGGACAGUCUCUGUGUUUUAUGAGUAA